This is a messenger RNA of Symbiodinium sp. CCMP2592, 2151 nucleotides long. The record is from the annotation of a GenBank genome assembly. Lineage: Eukaryota; Dinophyceae; Suessiales; Symbiodiniaceae.
AUGCAGGGCCUGGUCAAGGAAGCUGGUAGCCUGGGUCAGGCUGCGAAGCAGCUCGAGGACCACUUUCGGACCCUCUUCAGUCCCGAAGUGCCCGCUGAAGGCCAUCAACAUAUUCAGCAUAUCAUGGAUGACUUGCAAACCACUGCUGGAGAGUACUGUGUCAAGCCUUUCUCCACACACGAAGUUGACGAAGCUAUUGCGAGACUGAAGAGGGGCAAAACCUCUGGAAUGUCUGGCAUGUCGUCCGAACUUUUCUUGUCUAUGUGGAGUCUCCAGGAGGGCAAACAUAUUCUUCUCAUGUUCUUCAACGAUUUGCUCAUUGACUCUGAUCAUCCUCAGGAGGUUUAUGACGGCUUCGUCACUCUCAUACCCAAAGUCUCGACCGUGCGAACAUGCUCUGAUAUUCGUCCUAUCAAUCUGGUCGAAGUGGCCAACAAAAUGUACUGCUAUCUGCUCACGCGACGACUUCUGUCCUCUUGGCCGGUACCCGGUUGCCAAAAUGGCGCGAUUGCCGGGGGCCAAGUGCUCGAUGCCAUGUCAACUGCAUACUGGGCAGUGCAGCAGGAAAGCUUCACUGGAGAUUAUGCGGUCUGGGUCAACGCUGACAUUAAGUCUGCGUUCGACACGCUACAGCACAGGGAUAUUGCGUCCUACAUUCACAAGCACUGUUUGCCACAAUUCAGUCGUGAAGCUUUGCAGCUUUUGCGUGUAGUUUGCAGUCCGCAACUUGCAUUCGAUUGGCGAGGGCAUCACUGGACGGUAGGGCAAUGCCAAGGGGUUCAGCAGGGACACUCUUACAGCGCAAUCCUUUUUGCUUUCAUUAUUGGUUGGGUUGUUCAGGUCGAGUUUGACUGUUGGGAUGUUGAGGGUCUUAUUCACAGAGUUGGCGGUUGGGGAUGGCUCUUCGUCGACGACCUCUUGUUGCGCUUUGCUAACUGGGGCACAGCCCUCAUGUUGACUCCGCGCAUCCAGGAUGCCCUUGCGAGAGUUGGCCUCAGACUGAAUCUGUCGAAGACACAGCUGUUUGCUCAUUCUGCCAUGCUAGAGGCUGGAAGGUUGCUGGACAUUCCCGACGGUCAUUUGUUCACGCGGAUUGACUGGACUGCUGAGACGACCUAUCUCAGAAAGCCCUUACGGCAUCCCCAAACGGGCGAGUCCAUUUUUUCUAUACUGCAACCGUGCCUGCAGCGGGCAGCACACCAAGGCCUGGAAUCCCUCAAGACGGUACUGAAGGGGCUCAGGUGGUCAGACCCGAUGCUUGCAAUGAGACUGCUCAAUCGAUACAUCGGUGGCAAAUGGUUCUGGUUCACGCCGCUCCUGAUCCCCACUGCUCUCUGUGUCAAAGAGGUUCUGGCAGUACAAGCCACAAUGCUGAUUGUCAUCAUGCAUCUGUUUGUUCCCGAUACCCUCAAACACGAAAUUGCCCUACACCUCAACCGUCUUCGUCGUAGGUCAGCACAUGUACUCAUCACCAAGAUCCCCGCCAAUGCCUGGAGCACGAUCUGGCGCCUACGAUGCUGGAGUUAUUUGGGGCACGUACUGCGGCGGCCUACGUCUGCUGCUAAUAGACAGGUGUUCCUUGACUUUGCCCACACACCCAGGCCUCAAGGAGGUUAUCCCAACACGCCCUUGAAGUGGCUGCAACAGCAGGCUGCUAAUGCUUUUGGGAUUCCGGAGCCUUCGCCGAUGCUGUUACCUACUCUAGCCGAAGAUAGGAAGAAGUGGCAACAAGCGGGACAGUCCCACUUCAACCGUGUCGCACAAGAUGAGGUGCACUCGUAUAUCUCGGAUUGCCCAUGGCCUAAAUGGCAGUAUGCACUCCUGCAGGUUGUUCCAUGGCUCUUUUCCUGUGUAUUGUGCGAGCACUGUGAGGGCUAUUGCCUGGCAUGGAUAGAUGAAGAGGAAGGGCCCAUGACAAUCCGGAUUCAGCCACAGUGUCUGCGUCAGAGUUUGUGUGAGGCGCUCGCUCUCGUUCGCAUGAAGUAUCGUGCCUGGGUCAUUUCACUCUCCGUAGCUUCGCGUGACUGCGACGCCUUUUUGCCUGAUCUACAGCUUGCGCACGUGGAUCUUUUUCAGUCCUUCGGUAACCUACUUCUUCUGGCAGUGUUGAAUUAUGAUGCUUAUCUCAGAGUUCAGCAAGUGAUCGCCUAG